Messenger RNA from Kwoniella shivajii, 2172 nucleotides. RefSeq lists its product as uncharacterized. The transcript has 5 exons. Gene Ontology annotation, cellular component: cytoplasm. Lineage: Eukaryota; Fungi; Basidiomycota; Tremellomycetes; Tremellales; Cryptococcaceae. The record is from RefSeq and is a predicted model, not a curated record. The coding region runs from base 1 to 2172 and encodes 723 amino acids.
AUGGGUAAUGCACCUUCAUCGCCAAAUGCCUCGGCACCUGCUGCCUCACCUACCGCAACUUCUGCAGCAACAGAUUCAUCGUCUCCCUCUUCAAAUCCCACUGGUCCUCACAUAGUAUCAUCCUCUCAACCUAUACGUUCGAGAGCAGGCACUGGUACGGGCUCUGGCACUGGGACCGGCACAAGUGCGGGACCAAGUGGUUCGACUUUCCAUUCUGGAUUAACCCCCCCUCAAGCACCACCUUCACCUCCUCCACCAGGGACACCGAUGCUGUUGCCUUUUGCAGGACAUCUUUCACCUCAGAACCCGCAUUGUUUAUCGCAUCCACAAGCACAUGACUAUUCGAAGGGUACAGUCACACGUCUGAUCCUAGAUGGUAAAUUGGCUCCUUUCUACAGGGGAUUAGAGGAUUUCGAAGAAGACUGGACGAUAGAAGAUAUAGGAAGAAUAUUGACAGAUAUGAGAGAAAAAGAUUUUGAAGAAGGAGUGGAGAACAGUUUUACUGGAAAAUUGAAAGAAGAAAGAGAAGGCGGUUCUUCAGCUGUCGGAAGUGUAGCAAAGAAGAUUGGUCUAAAUAAGAACAAAGAGCAAAGAAAAGAAUUGGAAAAAGAGGAGAGAUAUAGGAGGGAAAAGAAAGCUUAUAGUAAUGCGGUCGAAUGUCCCAUCUGUUUCUUGAAUUAUCCACCUAAUAUCAACACGUCCCGAUGCUGUCAACAACCAGUCUGUACGGAAUGUUUUGUCCAGAUCAAGAGAUCUGAAGCCACGAUCACCCAUUUGGAAUCUGAUUCCGCAUGUUGUCCUUUCUGUAUGGAAACCGACUUUGGUGUGAUCUACGAGCGCCCUCUGAACCCACUUGAAAGUUCGUCCAGUAUCGCUUUGGCAACGUCUCCUGGAUCAGAGGCAGAUGUUUCAGGUUUCAGUCAAGCUCUGAGUUUAGGAAGUGAAUCCGAACUCAACCUUGGUCCUGGCAUGAACCCCAAGACGAAAGAGACUGUCAGAAGGAAGAGCGUCAAUGCUAAAUCUGCCGAAGUGGUUACUAUUGACGAGAUCAGACCGGAUUGGGAAAACAAAUUGAACGCUGUGAAAGCUGCUGCAGCCAGGAAAGCUUCAAGGAGAAUUGUAAUGAGACAGGUCGGUGAUCGACUAAUUCCAAUCGGUUUCACUUCUUCUCGUGCACCAGGCACAGCAGACUUCAGCAUGUCCGUUGGUCAGCAGCCCAGCAGCGAAUCUGGAUCAAGGAGGUCAAGUAGGAGAGGAUCAGAUAGAGGGAGAGAGCUUGAAGAGUUGAUGAUCGAAGAAGCGAUGAGACUCUCGUUGAUGGAUCACGAGGAUCAUCAACGCAAACAAGCUGAUGACCGACGUAAAGCUUCCGUGUCAAGUGUAUCAUCUCCACUCAAUCCAGCAAAUGCAUCUAACCAAAGUUCAAGUUCUUUCUUGGGGUCAUCAUCAAACUCUAGGAAUUCACCUAUCAUCGUGAAUUCCAAUUCUCAUCCGUACUCCAACUCCGCAUCAACCGGUAAUUCCUCUCCUCGAAGAUUUUCCAGUACAGAAACCAAACAGUCUGGAACAAGUAAACUGCUUUCAAAGAUCAAUAACGUUAGAGCAAGAGCAAGUUCAUCUGCAUCUAGUAAAAAUGGUAAAGAAGGAAAUGGAGAUUACAAUAGAUCAGUCACGUUUGCUUCUUCCACUACCAAUCUAGGCGGUCCUGCUUCUGCCUCUGCUAGAUCUUCUCCUCCAGCAUCGACAACUCCAUCAAGAACCAAUAGUGACCAGCCACCAUCACUAGCACCUGCCACUGCCCCGUUGGUAGUUCCAACACCCAUCAAUACGACCAACACUGGACAUUCUAGAUAUACAUCUGCAUCAACGGGUCUAAGCCCAACUUCACCUGCUCCAGUUGCAGCUGGACCAAUAACUACUUUAGCAAGUCCAGAAGCUAAAAGAAGUCAACCCCAAACACAGACUUAUGAUCAGGCUGGUGGAUUACCAAGGUUGAGUUUAGAUAUGCCAGCUUUAGUCCCUAGUCAUCCAGGAGAUGCUGCUGCGGGAGAAUACAAUUCCAAUAAAGGAAAACAACCGACAAGGGCACCACUGGAAAGAAUGGAUAGUGAAAUGAGUGAAGCCACUAUUGGUCCUACCAAUUAUGCUCAAUUAGAUAGUGAUGAAGAGUAG